Messenger RNA from Protopterus annectens (West African lungfish), 4116 nucleotides. RefSeq names its product microsomal triglyceride transfer protein large subunit-like. The transcript has 18 exons. Gene Ontology annotation, cellular component: basolateral plasma membrane; endoplasmic reticulum; Golgi apparatus. Gene Ontology annotation, biological process: lipid transport; lipoprotein metabolic process. The record is from RefSeq and is a predicted model, not a curated record. The coding region runs from base 714 to 3203 and encodes 829 amino acids. Gene Ontology annotation, molecular function: lipid binding. NCBI's taxonomy places the organism in Eukaryota, Metazoa, Chordata, Ceratodontiformes, Protopteridae.
UUAGGGCUUACAAGCUAAAAGCUUUCCUUUUCAUAGGGGUAUAUCUUUAAAACUCGUUAUCUGAGGAUGCGCGUAAAAAGUGAAGACUUUGAAGUAGUUAAUACUUGGCAUCGCAUUUGUGUUGACAUCAGUAAUGCACGUUUCUAUUGUGUUUAGAUGAAGAAACCCUCCUCAGUCGUUCAUGGUUACAGAUGUGCGAAGUUUCUGUGUGAGCUGUUUAGUCAAGCGUCUGUGGUAACUUAACGCAUAGAGAGAGAGCAAAGUUUUCUUGAAUUAUCUCAGUUUUGGGGCUAAUUAACAAACUUUAUCAUUACUUGCUUUAGACAGUCCGCUACUGACACCUUCAAUUAGGAAGCUUAAAGGAUGGCUAAAAUUCAUUUCAGUUCAACUUUCAUGCGUACUAGAGAGAACAUUACAAAGUACAGUGAAAUUCUUAUUCUGCAAAUCUUCCAGCAACAUUUAAAAAGAACAACAAUUAACAAGAGAAAUUAUCUAAGACAACAAGUAGUCUAUAAAUACUAAUAGCAGUAAAUAUAUAACUGUGCAAUGAGCGCAUUUGUGCAAAACAAGCAGGUUCCCUCCAAAUGUGAACCACCCAACCAACCUACAAUACUGGAGGGAGAGGAUACCUUGCCAGCCCAUACUUUCAGCCUGGGUUUACUUACCAAUACCUCUACACAGUAGACACCAUCCUUGACCAUAUUUCCAGUCCUAUGCUAAAGGGAUCUGGUUUCAAAGCUGAAAUUCUGGUUCAGUUAAAUCUGGUGUGGGCAAACAACAGUAAUCAUCUGGAGCAACUCGUUCAGAUCCAGUUUCAGGAACUGAAAGUGUUUAAUGUGACUGAACGUACCGAAAGUGAAAACAUAUUCCUUGGAACCUCUGGUGAUGCAUUACUUGGACAGAACAAUGCAGCUGCCCUCAAGAUCCCUAUGCUGUUCCACUGGAAUAGGGGAAAGGUGGAAAGAAUAUAUGUAUCAGAAGGAAGCAGCACCAUGAACCUUGACCUACAGAGAGGUUUUAUCUCCCUCUUUCAACUGCAAUUGCAUUCUGGCACAGUUACAGAGACUGAUGUCUCAGGAGAAUGUCAGGUCAUCUAUGAUGGUAGAAAGGAUCGAGUUGCAAAAAGAAAAGUUCUUGGCUCAUGUCGCAGACCAGAGUUUGGUUUCACUUCAGUGAACAAGAUGUUCGGAGCAUCCUGGCAAGCCACAAGUGAAAGCCUCUAUGUAUUGGAAGAUGGGCUCAUAAAAUCUGUAGCGCUAGAAGAGCGUCACACAGUUGCUUUAAAUCUGAAGUCGUCAGUUGGUGCCAUUAUCGUUUCAAGACAGCAUCUUCAAUUGAUAUACAGUGAGCCAAGUGCCUCUGGGAUGUUGCAGGGAAAUUUACAUGAAACACUGGCUGGAUUUCAAGGAAACUAUAAAGUAACAGAUGUGUUCACUUCUCCAGCUCAGAAACCAUGCAAGGAUUGCCCAGUGAUUAAAUCGUUUCUAAAAAUGGGCAAGAUUGAUUCUUCAAAACUGAAAACUACAAAACAGUUCCUUGUAGCAGUAAAGACACUCCGUGCAGCCAAGAAAAAAGAUAUCCUCCUCUUACUGAGAAAUGCUCCUAAGGAAGCAAUACCAUUUUUUAUAGAUGCAGCCAUAGCUGCUCGCACUAUAACAUCCUUGAAUGCUCUUUCAGAGUUCUUGGAUUUCACUGACAAAAGCCUUGCAUCACUGCAGGAGAAGUUUCUAUAUGCUGCUGCUUUUUCUCCACGUCCUUCCAAAGAACUCCUUCACCUUAUUCUGAGGAAACUACAGGGAGGAAUCGCUGAUUCAGACAUAGAGGAUUCAGCACUGAUUGUGACAGGCGCACUAAUUGGCAAACUGUGCCGGAUCAAACUUUGCACAUCAAAGGAUGUUGAGGCAGCAAAGGAGUACAUACUUACUCAGCUGAAGAAUUCAAAAGAUGAUGCGAAGACUGCGGUGUGUUUGCUAGGGUUAAAGAAUGCCCAGCUUCCGGAAACUAUACCACUCCUCCUGCAGUAUACAGAUGUAAACUCCAGUACUGUGUCCAGUGCUGCUGUUUCAAGCCUUCAGAAGUUCCCAGAUGAGUAUUUCACUCAAGAGGUACAGAAGCAAAUGAAAUUGAUUUUUCAUCAGAACCAGAAACGUUAUGAUAGGACAGUCCGCUUGGCAGCUGCAGACAUCAUACUUAGAAGCAAGCCAUCUUACAUGGAUGUAGCUAACAUUCUGAUGUCUAUUGGAGAAAUACCAUCCAAAAUGUCUGAAUUUUUGUUCUCCAAGAUCCAGACCGUACUGCAGACUAUUCAUCCAGCAAGGAAUGUGAUACUUGAAGUGUUAAAAGAUCCAGCAAUUAAUAAUUAUGGCCGCUGGUCUCUAGCUGGGAAUUCAACUUCAGCUGUAGGACUUUUGGGAGCUUCAGAUGAUUGGGCUUCCACAUACAGCUUAGAGCUCCUUUUCUCAGAAUCUGGCCACAUAAGAAAGAGCAACAGUGAUUUUCUAUUGCACAGCCAUGGUAACCAACUUCUCAUCACACAGGUGUCCAUUGAAAUCCAGGGUUUGGAAUCCCUUAUUGGAGGAACUCCAGAAGAAGGUGAAGAGGAGGCAGAAGCUAUGGCUGGGAUGUCUGCUACCUUAUUUGAUGUCCAGCUACGUCCAGUUGUAUUCUUCCAGGGGCUGACUGACUUAAUGUCAAAAUUUUUUUCUUCUAGUGAAGGGCCCACAACUGUUGUCAAAGGAAACAUCUUACUGAUAGACCAUUUACAGGCUAUAUCUCUACAGUCUGGCCUACAUAUUCUUGCUGAGUUUCAAGGCUGCAUUGGGAUUGAUGUGUCAGGUGACAUUGAUGUUAGUUUGUGGGACCAGGAGGCAAAGACAACCAUGAAAACCAGGGGUACACUGGUCAUCAAUUCAAGGGUACAGCUAGAUGUCGGUUUUAUGCAAGCUGGCGUGACUAAAAGAACUGAGGCUGUAAGCUCCAUUAACUGUAAUAAUACCCUGAAUUUUGCUGCUACGCCACUGCUGAUGUGCCUUCAGCUACAGAAAGAUGAUGUGACCGUAAGAGAAGUGUCAACAGUUUAUGAGUCAUUACCUAGUGGGAGAAACUUCACACAACGAAAAGUUACAAGACACACUAUAGCAGGGGCCGAAGUCCCACUACACCAUGUCAACAAUGAAAUGUGCAAAGAGCUGUUUGAAAAUUAGCUGACAACACCUAGUUCCAUGUGUCACCCAAUGAAAAACCACAAAUGGAAAAGGAAAUUGCUAAGCUACUGAAGUCCUCUUUAGGUAAACAGUAAAGCAGUUAUUUGAGGAGAUUUUUUCAGAUUUAAAGAACAAAUAUCAACUCGUGGCAAAAUAUCCCAGUGUGACUGUUGUAAAUCUAAAGUCAUAUUUCAUCCUGACCUUUAUCAUUCCCCCUUGUUUUCUACAUUAAUUAUUUUUAUGUACAUUUUAAGGGUGUGCUUGCUGUGCGUUUCUAACAGAAUUGGAUCCUACCCCAUCUCUGCUGAUUUUUGACCAACUUUCGUGUUUAAAGUUUUGGGAAAGAUUAUCUAAAAUACAAGAACACAGUUCUAGAUCAUGCAUUUAUUAUGCUGGCAUAAAGUAACAGAUAACUGUUGCAUUAUGUGCCAGAUUAAAACUGCAGUGCCAGAAUGAAAGCCUGUCACUCUAAUUUUCAUCUGGAUUUGGUCUUCAGACAUGUUUAAUUACCACUUUACAGCAGAAUAUGUUGCUUCUAUUGCCUACAUGGUGUAAACUGCAGCUGGUGACACAAAACAUGGAAUAAAGCAUACAUUUUUCUAUUGAAGUAACAAGCAAUUGUGAUGUAAAUAAAGUCUUACCUUCUGUUUUAUAAGAACUAUGCACUAUUAAUAACUGUACUGCAGUUAUAAAAGCAAUGCAGAUGGUGAAUUGUUUUGUUACGGUAAUACAUUUUGUAUUAAAAAUAAAGUAAAAAUACAUUUUGUGUUGUAAAAUGAACUUAAAAGCUGAAAAAAUGGAUAAUGUGCAGUGCUGUGUAAUUUAGCUGAUAUACAGAAUUCCUAGUUACAAAUUGUAUUCAGCUCAGGAAAUUCUGUAAUAAAAAUAAAAGAACUGAAUUUUAGGAAAGUCA